CGUUCGUUGAUCGAUUGAAGAAAGUUGCCAGCAGCAUUACUGGCAGCGUGUAUGGUGUGGACCUUUGUAGCCUGCACCACUGUAUAGCAUGCAUGCCAUAGAUCUACGAACUAGACUACGGCCAGUACGGGUACUUUCGCGGCCAUGCAGGAGAUGGGCGACAACACUGUCAGAAUGCUAGGAGUCGCUCGAGCCAUGCGAAUGUCGUGCAUGCAGCAUAGCAGGCAGAGCAGAAUGAUGACAAACAUCAUGAAACGGAGAUACAAUGACAUGGCCCGGAUGAUGAUUAUAUAAGUUGUAGGGUAGGAAAAAGUUCCGCAAUCAGUCUGUGAAACUGUCAACACUAACUGAUUACUAUUGUUCUGGUGCUGCUGCUGGUGAGAGAGUUGGCAAAGCACUACUUCAAAGUUCACUACUCUGCGUAGCGUUCAUUGACUGUCAUAAAGCGGCGGUCUACCGAAAACUACUUCAGUUUCAAUUCCGUUCGGUGCGCGCGCCAGUCCAAGACGGAACAUCCUGAGCAGCCCGAAGCGGUUUAGCAGUGACCGUUACUCGACCGUUCCCUGUCCCUCUUGCCAGGCACUUGUGUGUAAGGUCGGUGUGUUGCCAUUCCUACUGGAGGCAAUCACACACUCAGUCCGUCACCCCAACACUUCAACGCUAUGCUCGACUAUGGAAGUCGUCUGCUUGGGGGACAUCCCACGGACGGACAAGGCCUUCCCGCAGCAGCAGCAGUUACUGCAUCAGGAUCGCCUCAACUGGCAAUGCUGACGGCGGGUAGCACGGCUCUGGAACAUCGCGCUGGUACAGUUAGUCUGGCACAAGCUGGAGACUAUUCUCUCCUACCGUCCGCGCCUCUGUCCACUUCCGUCCUACCAGCCACAGUAACAUCGGCGCCCUCUCAGCAUUGGGUUGUUAACGGCAGUACCUGUGGCUUAGCGGCAAUAGCAGCAGUACCAGCGUCUCCAGCUACACUCGAAGACUACACAGCAGCAGGAGCAAACCAUCACCAACAGCAUCAUCAUCACCAUCAUCAUCAUCAUCAACAGACACAGGUACCAUCUAUCAGUGCUGCAGCUGUACCAGCCAGUCCUCGUGGUAUCACAGCCUCACCGGUCACUGACUACUCGGCUGAUCUGCCCACUGCAAUCAUGACCCCAGACUCUGUGCAUAGCCCGGAGAGUCACCGAAGUCAGCAGCAGCAGCCACAACACCAUCAACAACAGCAACAACAGAAUGAGUAUGAUUUAGGUCCCUAUCAAUCACCGCCAGCUCUAACUCCUCGAUACUUCAACCCACCAGCAACAUUCGUCACCAAGGCUGACUACAGCCAUCUCUCCGUCCAUCACACAAACACUGGCCACUGCGGCAACAGCCAAGAGUGGUCUGUAGCGGGUCCAGCAACAGCACCAACAUCUGAGGCGGACGGUGCAAUGGCGUGCGUGCAGCAAGUACAACAUCUAGUCACAGGACAUGGCACGACUGCGACCAGGAUGAUUCAACCACCGGCCUACGAAUCUCCUCACCGGGGCAUGGCAUACCCUCUGACCAUUGCUGCCACUGCGCCAGACCACAAUGCACACUAUCAACCUGCCUGGACUGCUGCCAAUGGCGGUCCACCCGAACUGCUGCACCGUACACCCAUGUACCUGAAGAGAAAGAGAAUGAGACGGAUCGCCUGCACCUGUCCACACUGUCGAGAUCCCCAGGGCAGACCCAUAAAGUCGGAGAAGGGAGUCAAGCGUAUCCACAUCUGUCAUCUUUGCCAGAAGCUCUAUGGCAAGACGUCGCACCUUCGCGCGCAUCUCCGCUGGCAUACUGGAGAGCGUCCAUUCGCCUGCACGUGGCCCUACUGCGGAAAGCGCUUCACUCGCUCUGACGAACUGCAGCGCCACUCUCGUACUCACACCGGUGAGAAACGCUUCAUUUGCCCGACCUGCUCGAAGAGAUUCAUGCGCAGCGAUCAUCUCUCCAAACAUAUCAAGACCCACGAAAAAGCCAAGAACCUGAGCUUGAAACAGCAUCCCAGUGCCCGAUGAGCUGUGACCGCGCAACAACAACCGCGCAGUGUCCGGAAUCCCAGAACAGUAACCAAUGUUUUUCUUCCGUUUUUCUGCACAACACAAAGUUCUAUUUCUCUUGGUUCAAACGCUCAAAUCGCCAACUCGCUAUUUUCAUGCAUUCGCUGUCUUCCAAGGAUAUAGAUUUAUAACUAUACAUGCACAUGAAAUAGAAAGAUAUGGAUGUGGAACUGUUAUUGCCUGGUAGAAGGAGCUAGCUUGCGAAUACAUGUGACUGCACGUCAUGUAUGUAAUGUACUAUUUUUGUUUUGACCUUGACUGGAAGAAAGAAUGAACUGGCUCUCUAAUUCCAAUGAAACCAAUCCGUACAGUACGCAGUGUACUUUGCUAAGCUAGGUAAGCUAAGGUAAUCCCUAAAGAAACUAUAUUCUCCUUCAUUCUAGCAUGCAUAGCAACCUUUGUAUUUGCAUUCUUCGGAUUGGACUAUUCAACUCGCUCUAUAAUAAUUUCAUCUUCCAAUAAGGGCCGUCUAAGUAUAAGCAUUAUAAUAAUAAUUAUUAUUUCUGCCGAAUUCAGUAUUGGGGCACUUUUCACGCACUGCUGCAUGUUCACGCAUUCUCAUAUCCCGCGUAACUAAACUUAGUAUGCUGUGCAUGUGCCCGUAGCGCCCACUGUUCACCAUAGCAUUAUAUGAACGAAUAUCAAUCAUUCUCCUCCAUGAACAUGCAGUUUUGCCUUCGUCCCUGAAUUGUCUUCAUGUGGGACUUUGGGGCACUCGUCGUGACGACCUUCACUUCACCGGAUUUGCCGCGGUGUAUUUGACGCUUUCUUGUCUGCUA
Sycon ciliatum is the source of this 2860-nucleotide messenger RNA. Its product is annotated as transcription factor Sp1-like. Gene Ontology annotation, biological process: regulation of transcription by RNA polymerase II. Gene Ontology annotation, molecular function: DNA-binding transcription factor activity, RNA polymerase II-specific; RNA polymerase II cis-regulatory region sequence-specific DNA binding. The transcript is spliced from 2 exons. The coding region runs from base 663 to 2039 and encodes 458 amino acids. The record is from RefSeq and is a predicted model, not a curated record. NCBI's taxonomy places the organism in Eukaryota, Metazoa, Porifera, Calcarea, Leucosolenida, Sycettidae.